Penicillium roqueforti is the source of this 1554-nucleotide messenger RNA. Its product is annotated as GABA permease GabA. The record is from RefSeq and is a predicted model, not a curated record. NCBI's taxonomy places the organism in Eukaryota, Fungi, Ascomycota, Eurotiomycetes, Eurotiales, Aspergillaceae. Gene Ontology annotation, cellular component: membrane. Gene Ontology annotation, biological process: transmembrane transport; amino acid transport. Gene Ontology annotation, molecular function: transmembrane transporter activity. Bases 1 to 1554 code for a protein of 517 amino acids. The transcript has 15 exons.
AUGGACAAAGAAGAAUACAAUAGCGACGAGGCUCAGCUGGCCCAGCUGGGCCAUAAGUCGGAGCUGAAGCGAAAUUACUCGCUGAUUUCAAUGCUGGGCCUUGCUUUUGCCAUUCUAAAUUCAUGGACUGCUUUAUCGGCAAGUUUGUCUCUCAGUUUACCCUCGGGAGGAAGCACUAGUAUUGUCUGGGGUCUUAUUACAGCCGGAAUCUGUAAUUUGUGCAUGGCCACUUCCCUAGCCGAGUUUCUUUCUGCAUACCCCACUGCCGGAGGCCAAUAUCACUGGGUCGCUGUGACUUCGUGGAAAAAAUGGAUGCCAAUUCUCUCCUGGAUCACUGGCUGGAUCAACUGCUCUGGCUGGGUUGCGCUGGUCGCAACUGCUGGUCUUUUGGGCAGUCAGCUUAUUCUGGGUGUGAUCUCUCUCAUGAACCCGAGCUAUAACCCCCAGCGCUGGCACCAAUUCCUAAUCUACAUCGGCUACAAUAUCGUUGCCUUCCUCGUCAAUGCCUUUAUGAACAACAUUAUGCCCUAUGUCACCAAGGCAGCUUUCAUCUGGUCUUUGUCAGGAUUUGCCAUCAUUUGCAUUACUGUACUUUCAUGUGCCUCGCCUAACUAUAAUUCCGGAGAAUUUGUCUUCACCGACUUCAUCAACGAAACAGGCUGGCCUGAUGGAAUUGCGUGGUUGCUUGGGCUUCUGCAAGGUGGUCUUGGUGUUACCGGCUUUGACGGUGUCGCCCACAUGAUUGAAGAAAUCCCCAAUCCCUCGGUUGAGGGGCCCAAGAUCAUGAUUGCUUGUGUCGUGAUCGGUACCGUUACUGGAGCCAUCUUCCUUAUUGUGCUGCUCUUUGUGGCUGGCGAUAUCAACGAAGUUAUUGAUUCUGCUGCAACCCCGCUGCUUGCAAUCUUGAAGAAUGCCACUUCGAGCAACGCAGGCGCUAUCUGUCUCUUGAUCUUCCCCCUAGUCUGCGCUUUAUUCGCUGCAAUCGCUAUUAUGACUACUAGCAGUCGUAUGGUCUACGCCUUCGCGCGUGAUGGCGGUCUCCCUGCGUCUCCCUUCUUCUCUCGUGUUCACCCCAAACUAAACGUCCCAUUGAACUCAUUAUAUCUCAAUCUGGCUCUCGUGGUCAUAUUCGGUUGUAUCUUCUUGGGCUCAUCCAGUGCUUUCAAUGCUAUUGUCUCAGCGUCAGUGGUGUUGCUCGGCCUUUCAUAUGGAAUGCCAAUUGCAGUGAACUGCUGCCGAGGAAGAAAAAUGCUACCGGAGCGCUCAUUCGUCCUGCCAGAAAUUGUUGGCUGGACCAUCAACAUCAUCUCGCUGGCGUACAUUCUUCUGACUACUAUCCUCUUCCUCUUCCCCCCUGAGCUGCCUGCCACUGGUAGCAACAUGAAUUAUUGUGUUGCGGCAUUUGGUAUUGUCUUUAUUAUCUCUUUCAUUCAGUGGAUGGUAGAUGGACGCAAGAAUUUCGUCGGUCCCCGUCUUGAAAUGGAAGUCUUCCAAGGAGAGGUUGCUGCUCAGCCGGAGCAGCCGAUUCCAAUGGUUGAACAUCAUAAGGCGUAA